AUGAUCAUUCUCUCAUUGUUGCAGUUGCUGUUUGGAUCCAAUGCCACAGUUGCAGUGCAAGAUCCAACCUUUCCUGCUUAUGUCGAUUCGAGCAUCAUAAUCGGGCAGACCGGUGAAUACAUGAGGCACAGCGGUAAGUAUGGCGGGAUCGAGUACAUGAAAUGUGGGCCGGAGAACAUGUUCUUCCCCGACUUCACGGGUGUUUUGAGGACCGACAUUAUCUUCUUCUGCUCCCCUAACAAUCCGACCGGCCAUGCCGCGUCCAGGGAGCAGUUAGAGCAGCUGGUGGAGGUCGCGACCAAGAACGGUUCGAUCAUCGUCUAUGAUUCUGCUUAUUCUGAUUAUAUUUCAGACGAUAGUCCUACUUCCAUUUAUGAAAUCCCCGGCGCUAAAGAGGUAGCCAUAGAGAUCUCAUCCUUCUCCAAACUAGCUGGCUUUACCGGUGUCCGACUCGGAUGGACCGUGGUGCCUCACGAGCUCUCGUACUCCAAUGGCUUCCCCGUGCACAAGGACUUCGACCGCAUCAUUUGCACCUGCUUCAACGGCGCAUCCAACAUCGCGCAAAGAGGGGGCCUAGCAUGCCUCUCCAAUGAAGGUCGCGAGGCUACGAAGAACCUGAUCGGAGUUUACAAGGAGAAUGCAAGGGUGUUAACUGACACAUUUGCCUCGAUGGGUCUCGAGGUUUAUGGGGGGACUAAUUCUCCUUAUGUUUGGGUUUACUUCCCUGGAAGGAAAUCUUGGGAUGUGUUUACCGAAAUCCUUGAGAAGACCCACAUAAUCACUGUGCCAGGGACUGGCUUUGGCCCGGGAGGUGAAGGGUUUAUCAGAGUUAGCUCAUUCAAUAGCACAGAGUAUGUCCGAGAAGCAUGUCACAGGCUCAAAAACUUCCUCGGACGAUAUUAA
This is a messenger RNA of Zingiber officinale, 903 nucleotides long. RefSeq names its product aminotransferase ALD1 homolog. Bases 1 to 903 code for a protein of 300 amino acids. The transcript is spliced from 4 exons. Gene Ontology annotation, molecular function: L-lysine:pyruvate alpha-transaminase activity; pyridoxal phosphate binding. The record is from RefSeq and is a predicted model, not a curated record. Gene Ontology annotation, cellular component: chloroplast. Gene Ontology annotation, biological process: L-pipecolic acid biosynthetic process; systemic acquired resistance, salicylic acid mediated signaling pathway. Lineage: Eukaryota; Viridiplantae; Streptophyta; Magnoliopsida; Zingiberales; Zingiberaceae.